Messenger RNA from Salvelinus namaycush (lake trout), 1383 nucleotides. It is a transcript of the gene impact, whose product is annotated as impact RWD domain protein. Gene Ontology annotation, molecular function: protein binding. Lineage: Eukaryota; Metazoa; Chordata; Actinopteri; Salmoniformes; Salmonidae. Gene Ontology annotation, biological process: regulation of translational initiation. Gene Ontology annotation, cellular component: cytoplasm. The transcript is spliced from 11 exons. The record is from RefSeq and is a predicted model, not a curated record. Bases 149 to 1108 code for a protein of 319 amino acids.
GCAACAGCUGAGUUGGUGAUACAGAAUGUCAAGCAAGCCUCUUAUCGAGCUAAUUUUGUGUUGAUACUGUACGAAUAGACUGCUGUAACACUACUACUUCUAAGUAUGAACUGAAGUGUUUGUCUGCUUACUUGCUUUGGAUAAAUUAAUGGCAAACAUAGAUGUUGGGAAUGCCGGGGAUCUUCAAUCUCAAAUCGAAGAGGUCGAGGCACUUUCCUCCAUAUACGGUGACGAAUGGUGUGUUAUUGAUGAAGCAGCAAGAAUAUUUUGUAUCAAAAUAACUGAUGAUAUAGACUAUCCAAAACUGAAAGCAUGUUUACAGAUCAUUCUCCCACAUGAUUACCCGAGUGCAGCGCCACCUGUCUACCAAAUAAAUGCAGCAUGGUUGCGAGGCCCUGAUAGAAAGACCCUGUCCAACAGCCUUGAGGAGCUCUAUGUGGAGAACACUGGGGAAAGCAUCCUCUACCUCUGGGUGGAGAAGAUCCGGGAGUUCCUCCUGGAGAAAUCCCAAAGCACAGACACAGUGGAGCAACCAGAGGUGAGAAAUAUGGCAACAGAGGAGGAGGAAGUGGCGGAUGAUGUAGAAAUCCCUGAUUACCGCACUCUGAAGCUGAACAAAGAGAAUGUACACCUCUUUGAAAAUCACUCAAGUGAUGAGGAACUACCUCCUAUAAAACUGGGGGAGACGAUAACAGAAAGACGCAGCACCUUCCAACCACACUUAGCCCCUGUGGUAACACCUAGACAGGUUAGAAUGGUUCUUGACAAGCUGUUUGAAAACAAGAAGAUUGCAAGUGCCACUCACAAUAUUUAUGCAUACAGGAUAUACUGUGAAGAAAAGCAGAGUUUCCUGCAGGACUGUGAGGAUGAUGGAGAGACCGCAGCGGGAGGACGAUUGCUUCACUUACUACAGAUCCUGGAUGUGCGGAAUGUGCUGGUGGUUGUGUCUCGCUGGUAUGGAGGGAUUCUACUGGGUCCAGACCGUUUCAAACAUAUCAACAACUCUGCCAGAAACAUCCUGGUCCAGGAGGGAUACACAUCCUCUGCGGAUGAGGCAUCCAAAGCUGGAGGGAAGAACAAAAAGUCAAAAAGCAAGAAGACAAAGUAAAGUGAUGUACUCUGAAUGCUAGUCAUUGGCAAUGCACUCUGUAAUAUUGUUGAACGGUUUACAGAAAGGAACAGACAUUUCUGACCUCUAUGAGGAGUUCAAUCUCCAAAAAGUUUUGUUGUGCCUUAAACUGAAAAUGGGAAUUUCAUGGCAACUAUGUAAUGUUAGUGUCGAACAUUCAGGAUUAAAGGAAAGUAAGCCCAUCUCCUCAUAACCAUAAUGAAAACUGAUUAUGUGAGUCAUUUCUAUUAAUAAAAAAAGGGCUGCAUACAUGA